UAUUUGCACGACGCACUUGCAAAUAACAACUUGCACGAAUCAAACGCCUCCAGAACCACACAACCAGAAACCCAUUUAUAAAUUCAAAACAGCAGCGAAACACCACAGCACAUGACCACCGCCGACAGGCCGCACAGCACGCGCAACGCAUCAGACCACACUGCAGACAUGUCCCUGAAAAGAACGGUACGUGACGACGAGCAUUCAGUUGUCGCCGUAGAGGUAGAGGGCGGCGACGCGUGCACGCGAUCAAGCCCAGCCGAAGAACAACGGCAGGAGGGGCAGAAGGAGCAGCAGCAGCAGCAGCAACAGGGAAAAGGAGGAGAGACCGCAGGAGGAGAAGAAGGAGACGCUCCCGAUGAAACUGAUAUUUGUUGUGGCAGGAGGAUGCUGCGAGGCGAUGCGCAGUUCAUUUUUCUGGGGCCGGUUGCGCGGUCGUGGCGCGCGUAUUUUGAUGGGAAAGAAUACACGGUGGACUCCCAAGUGGUGACGUCUCCCCGCACGACGGAAGCACUGGACAGCGGGUGGGAAGCGGGUAACAGCGGAUGGAAAUGUGCCGCUGCGCUGGGGGGCAUGGAAGUAUUGGACGUGCUCGUGGAGAGGUCUAACCCAUGGGAUGGCGAGCGGGAAGAAUUCGGGGAUAGGGGCGAGUGUGACAGGGGUGCGUGCGGCGAGUGGGGGGAUGGAAUCUUCGCAGCUGGUGCUGCGAGCGGGAACGAUGAAGUUCUGAAGUUAUUGAUGGUUGAAGGUUGCUAUAAAGACGAGAUGGGAGUGAAAAAGCCGGGUAUGGUCGUGCACAACGUGUAG
Ectocarpus sp. CCAP 1310/34 is the source of this 807-nucleotide messenger RNA. The record is from the annotation of a GenBank genome assembly. NCBI's taxonomy places the organism in Eukaryota, Phaeophyceae, Ectocarpales, Ectocarpaceae.